AUGGUAUCGAGGCGCACAAGAAAGAAGGCGAAAUCACGGUCGAUAAGUUCGACUACCCUUUCUGAAGUCUUGUUUCAAGAGGCAAAAAAGAAACGGGCAGCACGCAAAGGAAUCCACAAACGGUACCGUCUAUCACCCUCAUUGGCCAAACUAAUUGGCAGCGACGAACCCGAAACACGCUACAACGUAGUCAAGCUAAUAUGGAUACAAAUCAAGGAAAGAAAACUCCAAGAUCCCGAAGACCCAGCCUAUAUCGAUUGUGAUGCUGAAUUUGAGGAUGUGACCGGGAUGGUGCGCCUUAAAGGCUUUACCAUAAUAAAGCACCUCAACCACCACUUUUUAGAAUAA
Messenger RNA from Ctenocephalides felis (cat flea), 348 nucleotides. RefSeq names its product SWI/SNF complex component SNF12 homolog. The transcript has 2 exons. Bases 1 to 348 code for a protein of 115 amino acids. The record is from RefSeq and is a predicted model, not a curated record. Lineage: Eukaryota; Metazoa; Arthropoda; Insecta; Siphonaptera; Pulicidae. Gene Ontology annotation, cellular component: nucleus.